AUGUUCCUGUCCACUCCCGUGGCUGCUUUUAGCCAUUGGACAGACAGGACCAAGAUCAGUUGGGAAUCCCAUCAAUCUUCCAGUGCCCAGGCCCUCAGGCAGCACCACCUCCCGGUCCCCGGGCCCUCAGGGAGCACUGCCUCCCGGUCCCCGGGCCCUCAGGCAGCACUGCCUCCCAGUCCCCGGGCCCUCAGGGAGCACUGCCUCCCAGCCCCCGGACCCUCAGGCAACACUGCCUCCCAGCCCCCGGACCCUCAGGUAGCACUGCCUCCAAGUUCCCGGGCCCUCAGAAAGCACUGCCUCCCAGUUACAGGCCUUCAGGCAGCACUGCCUCCCAGCCCCCGGACCCUCAAUCAGCACUGCCUCCCAGCCCCCGGACCCUCAGGCAGCACUGCCUCCAAGUCCCCGGGCUCUCAGAAAGCACUGCCUCCCAGUCCACAGGCCUUCAGGCAGCACCGCCUCCCAGUUCACAGGCCUUCAGGCAGAACUGCCUUCCAGCCCCUGGGACUCAAGCAGCACCGCCUUCCAGUCCCAGGUCACUCAGGCAACACUGCCUCCCAGCCCCCGGACCCUCAGGCAGCACUGCCUCCAAGUCCCCGGGCCCUCAGGCAGCACCGCCUCCCAGUCCACAGGCCUUCAGGCAGCACUGCCUCCCAGUCCACAGGCCUUCAGGCAGCACUGCCUCCCAGUUCACAGGCCGUCAGGCAGAACUGCCUCCCAGUUCACAGGCCUUCAGGCAGCACUGACUCCCAGUUCACAGGCCUUUAG
Chiloscyllium plagiosum (whitespotted bambooshark) is the source of this 768-nucleotide messenger RNA. The record is from RefSeq and is a predicted model, not a curated record. NCBI's taxonomy places the organism in Eukaryota, Metazoa, Chordata, Chondrichthyes, Orectolobiformes, Hemiscylliidae.